AUGCGUUUCACCAGCACACUGAUCCCAGCGCUUCUCGCCGGCUCGGCGGCUGCUCACCCCGGCCACUCGGUGCUCGAGGAGUUGCAAGAGCGCCGUGACUACAUGUCCAACGCCCAGGCCCGUGAUCUUAGCCACUGCUCGGCUAAGCUCAAGGCACGCGGCAUCGAGGCGAGGAACGCCGCGCGCCGCGAGCGGACUGCUGAGGCUGCUCGCGCCAAGCGUGGUCUCAAGACGCAGCAGGACCUCGACACUGUCCUGGCCACCGACCACAACGCCACCGACCUUGGCUACACCGCCAACACUGACGCAGCAACCCUCUUCACCGGCAAUGCGUCCUGCAUCCUGACUCCCGACGUCACUCAGGGCCCCUACUACGUCGGCGGCGAGUACAUCCGCCGGGACAUCCGCGAGACUCAGGAGGGUAUCGACACUGUCCUGGACUACCAGGUCAUCGACGUCAACACUUGCGAGCCAGUGCCCAACGUUUACCUUGAGAUGUGGCACUGCAACUCCACCGGAGUGUACUCCGGUGUGGUCGCCUCCGGAAACGGCGACAGCAGUGACGAGACCAACAUCGACAAGACCUGGCUGCGUGGCAUCCAGUCCACCGACGACGACGGUGUUGCACAGUUCGAGACCACCUUCCCCGGUCACUACACGAGCCGUGCCACCCACAUUCACAUUCUGAUCCACACCAACGCCACCGUGUACCCCAACGGCACCCUCGGCAACGAGGUUACCUCCAGCCACGUCGGGCAGGCGUUCUUCGACCAGGACCUGAUCUACGCUGCCGACGAGAUCUCGCCCUACAGCGAUAACACGCAGGUGAUCACCACCAACGCCAACGACAGCAUCUUGGCCGAGGAGGUUGCCACUGACGGUGUCGACCCCUUCUUUGAGUUCACCUACCUCGGCGACGAGCUGGCCGACGGCCUGUUUGCAUGGAUCGCUUUCGGCAUCAACGCCACUGAGAGCAGCACUGUCACUCCCGCUGCGUUCCUCUACGAAUCUGGUGGCGUGGCCAACGCUGCCUCUGGCGGUGGUGGCGGUGGUGCUCCCCCUUCCAAGUAA
Messenger RNA from Diaporthe citri, 1071 nucleotides. RefSeq lists its product as uncharacterized. The transcript has a single exon. The record is from RefSeq and is a predicted model, not a curated record. Gene Ontology annotation, molecular function: ferric iron binding; oxidoreductase activity, acting on single donors with incorporation of molecular oxygen, incorporation of two atoms of oxygen. NCBI's taxonomy places the organism in Eukaryota, Fungi, Ascomycota, Sordariomycetes, Diaporthales, Diaporthaceae. Bases 1 to 1071 code for a protein of 356 amino acids.